AUGCAUCUUCAACUAGACAACUCUGUCGUCCUUGUUACCGGAGGAACGAAAGGCAUCGGACGUGCGAUCGUGCAGCACUUCCUCGCCGAAGGGGCGAACGUCGCCUUCUGUGCUCGUACGGGCUCGGAUGUCGAGGCAUGUUUACAGGAGUGGAAGGCGGCGUGGCCUAAGCAGAGAGUAGCGGGGAGGGCGCUGGAUAUCGACGAUUUGGACGCUGUGAAGCAGUGGGUGCGCGAUAUGGGCGAGGAGUUUGGUGGGAUCGAUUGUGUGGUUUCGAAUGUGAGCGCGAUGGCUAUCCCCAAUACAGUAGACAACUGGAAACGGAUGUUCCACACCGACCUUCUCUCCGUUGUCGUCCUACUCGAAGCAGCCAUCCCCUACCUGGAGAAAUCCACACGCUCCCCAAGCAUCGUCACCAUAUCUUCCGUCUCUGGGGUCGAACUCGAUGGCACAGUCCCUGGACCGUAUGGAGCGACCAAAGCUGCGUUGAUACACUAUACGCAGCAGCUGGCGCAAGUUCUGGCGCCAAAGGGGAUCCGGGCGAAUAUCGUCAGCCCUGGCAAUAUCUAUUUCCAGGACGGAGUAUGGCACCAGUGUGAAGUACAGCGGCCAGAAGCAUUCGCCCGGGCUAUGGCGAACAACCCUCUUGGGAGGAUGGGGAAGCCGGAGGAAGUCGCUGUGCAGGUGGUAAUGUGUGCGAGCCCACUGAGUGGGUUCACGAGCGGCGCAAAUAUUUUGGUGGAUGGGAUCGAGCAUAAGGGCGUGCAUUUCUAGUCAGC
This is a messenger RNA of Dacryopinax primogenitus, 779 nucleotides long. Its product is annotated as dehydrogenase/reductase SDR family protein member 10. Bases 1 to 774 code for a protein of 257 amino acids. Gene Ontology annotation, molecular function: oxidoreductase activity, acting on the CH-OH group of donors, NAD or NADP as acceptor. The record is from RefSeq and is a predicted model, not a curated record. Lineage: Eukaryota; Fungi; Basidiomycota; Dacrymycetes; Dacrymycetales; Dacrymycetaceae. The transcript has 3 exons.